AUGGCUUGGAUCUCUCUUCCCGUCCUGGCACUUCUUGCUGGUCUCGUUAUCCAAGGCCGCCUCAGCCCCGCAUCGAGCAUUACAUGCGCUGCAGAAGUUCCGUCGCAGGCACAGAUUAUCAAUCAGAAGAGCUUUAACGUUCUAUCAAACGUGCCGCCGUCCACAGUGGCCAAUGGCACGAGAGUCUUCAAACCACCAGGAAUUAGCGACGCCGACCUCCUUGCCAAGCCCUUCCAUAUCUACGACGACGAGUUCUACGCCAUCAUUGGGUGCAACCCGACCUUGACGAUCAUCGCUAGCUCUGACAAGGACCCUCUUUUUCAUGAAGCUGUUGUGUGGUAUCCUCCUACAGACGAGGUCUUCUUCGUUCAAAAUGCUGGCGCCAAAGCUGCUGGAACUGGUCUUGCGAAAUCAGCGAUCGUGGAAAAGAUCAGCCUGUCCGAGGCAGAUGCGGUAUCCAAUCUAACAAAUGCAGCUGGCCGGGUUACCGUUCACACCGUUGACUCUAAUCCUACGGUUGUCAAUCCUAAUGGAGCGACGAAUUACAAAGGCCAGAUCAUGUUUAUGGGUGAAGGUGCUGGUCCCGAUAUCCCAUCUGCCAUCUAUGUGAUGAAUCCGCUUCCACCAUAUAACACUACCGUGGUUCUGAACAACUACUUUGGUCGGCAAUUCAGCUCACUCAACGAUGUUGGCAUCAACCCGCGCAACAAAGACAUUUACUUCACCGACACUCUCUACGGCUACUUGCAGGACUUCCGCCCGGUCCCCGGCAUCCAGAAUCAAGUAUAUCGCCUCAAUGAUAAGACUGGGGCGGUGACUGUCGUUGCAGACGGUUUCACUUUGCCGAAUGGAAUAUCAUUUUCACCCGACGGAUUGUAUGCCUAUGUCACUGAUACAGGGACGAACCAUGGAUUCCAAGGAUACAACUAUUCCGAUCCAUCGGCAAUUUAUCGGUACGACGUGAAAGACGAUGGGACCUGGGAAAAUCGCAAGAUAUUUGCCUUUAUUGACUCGGGUGUCCCAGAUGGUAUUCAUUGCGACUCAAACGGCAACGUCUACGCUGGUUGCGGCGAUGGAGUCAACGUAUGGAACCCGUCGGGCAAGCUGAUUGGCAAGAUCUAUCUUGGUACCACAUCUGCAAACUUUCAAUUUGCUGGCAACGGACGAAUGGUCAUUUGCGCAGAAACGAAGCUCUUCUAUGCCACGUUGAAGGCAUCGGGAGCCUAUGUAGAUGGCAUGAUGUGA
Molecule: messenger RNA, 1245 nt
Organism: Phaeoacremonium minimum UCRPA7
Lineage: Eukaryota; Fungi; Ascomycota; Sordariomycetes; Togniniales; Togniniaceae
Product: putative evolved d-pantonohydrolase protein
Exons: 6
Coding region: 1-1245 (414 amino acids)
Source: RefSeq, a predicted model, not a curated record